AGUUGGACGGAGGGAGUUCGUAUGCUCAUGCAACAGUACUUCGCUGGUACUAUUACACCGACUCGGGUGCCAUAUCUUCCCUGGUACUAAUUUUGUAGAAGCACGGGAGCGGGAGCGGGAAGCUGGACUUUUCAAUGGAGAACUCAAUAAUUCAACAGAUCUGUCAAAAUUUAAUUUGCUCAGCAAUUCAAAGAUGUCGGAAGUCUGAAAAUCCCUGUGUAUUAUCAAUACUUCUUAAGAUCUCUCCAGAUUCAGAUAAUCAGAUCAUUCAGAUUUCAAUUUCAGAUACUGGUGUUGGAAGUUCCUUGGUGGAGUUUCAAGAUCUGCAUUGCAAAGGAAAUCAAAUUUGUGGUGAUAAAUGGGAUGGAGCGAUUGACAUCACAACUACAAGCUUCGGUGAUGAAGAAAUUUAUCAUUACAAAUUAAAUUCGAAAAAAAGGCUGAUAAGGUUGCCUUCAACCCCUAAAAAUGGUGUAAAAUUCAGUGGAACUGAAGUAUCCUUGUCCACCACUGAAAGCAUUGACAACUUAGUGCAAGGGAUUACUUGCUUCCUUAAAAUGGUGAUCAUCCUAAAAAUUGAUAAGGUAGCAGUUGAAUUGCUUGUUGCAUGUACCACCGGUCCUAAACCUAGCUGUGAAACUCUUUUUUUGGCAAGUGGAGACAUUCCUGUACCUUAUCCAAUGUCAAAUGUUGAACGCUUGAUCUUUGGCUUUGAGGACCAUGUUCUUAAGCAUGGAAGCAAAUUGGACGAGGAAUGCAAGUCUUGCUUCACGAGCAGGGAUUAUUUGAAGGUUGGGAGUGGAGUUGCAAACAGCACUGAGACCCUCAGAAAUACCGGGGAGGUCCUCGAAGCUGUGAUUAUAAUAACAGAACUACCAGAAGAACCGAGUCCUUCAUGCCUGAUAACCCGUGGCACAACAACAAAGUCUGCAUUGAGAUAUGCCAUAGUAAGCAUUCUUCAGGUCUUAUUUUUUCAAGAUUUUGCACCUUCCUCCAUCCCUCUAAUACCUAUGAAUGCAUUGACAAGCAUUGAUUGGAAAAGUUAUGGUUUGAGCUUGAAAGCGAAUGCUCCGGACGGGGAAGGGCAAUUGGUGCUAGAGUGGGAGAACUUACCGCCAUUUACUCAUGUUGACAUCGCCAUUCACAGCUACCACAUAAAGAUCAUGUUUCCACAAGCACAACCAAAGAGUUAUUCUGAACGAAAACUAUUAAAGAAAGCACUUAAGCUUGCAUUGGAUGAUAUGAAGGAGAGAUUUCCGGGUGUUCUUCUUAGUGCACAUGCUCUGAAGAUCCGGAAUUAUGCCCCUGACCUUGCAAAAUCAAUUGCUGGUCUGGUAUUGUCAUCUAGCGAUUUGGAUUUCCUAGGGGAAUGCAAUUCUCUUCUUGGACUUCACUCUCAAGAGAUUGAUGAGCAGAACUUCGAAAAUCACAUUAGGGAUAAGAUUACCAAAGUCAUAGAGAUGAACGAUAGGAAACUGCAGAAGAGCAAAGAAUCUGCGCCGUUCCUUUUUGGAGAUGAUAGCAUUCACGAAGAAGGGUUCCAUGAAAAAGAAGAAGAUGGAGGAUUCAACAUCAAAAGAAAUGAAAGGAUCUUCAACGACGAAAGGAAAAAUUUAGCAUAAUUAGAGAUAAUUAGAGAUGUCAAGAUUCAAGCUUUCUUUUGGGCGGAAUCAAAAACCAAAAAUGCUAGGAUAAACGGCUAAUAUGGUAGUUUGUUUGUGGGAUUCAUAUUUCUAUUGUACCAUUUGAGAUUGCCUAAAGGGGCAAUCUUGUACACUCUCCUUUUUUUCUUUCUCGUCCUUAUUUCUCUUUUUUCUUUCUUGGGUAGUCUUUUUCUUUUUUCGGUUGGUUUUGUUGGGUUGAAGUACCCCUCUUAAGUACCUCUUAUUCAAUGAAAUUGUUUUUGACCGUCAA
This is a messenger RNA of Papaver somniferum (opium poppy), 1914 nucleotides long. RefSeq names its product type 2 DNA topoisomerase 6 subunit B-like. Gene Ontology annotation, biological process: meiotic DNA double-strand break formation; reciprocal meiotic recombination. Lineage: Eukaryota; Viridiplantae; Streptophyta; Magnoliopsida; Ranunculales; Papaveraceae. The record is from RefSeq and is a predicted model, not a curated record. Gene Ontology annotation, molecular function: protein-macromolecule adaptor activity. Bases 135 to 1622 code for a protein of 495 amino acids. Gene Ontology annotation, cellular component: condensed chromosome. The transcript is spliced from 14 exons.